This is a messenger RNA of Aureobasidium uvarum, 396 nucleotides long. Lineage: Eukaryota; Fungi; Ascomycota; Dothideomycetes; Dothideales; Saccotheciaceae. The record is from the annotation of a GenBank genome assembly.
AUGGCUACUCCCGAACAACAAAAACAGCUGCAGGCUCUGUCAGACGAGUACACCGCUCUGCAAACUGAACUUCAAACCACCGUUGCAGCCAGGCAAAAGCUCGAAUCUCAACAACAAGAGAACAAAGAUGCCAACAUCUACAAGCUCGUGGGCCCUAUCCUACUAAAGCAGGAUGCAUCCGAAGCAAAGAGCACUGUCGAUGGCCGUCUAGAAUUCAUCGACAAGGAAAUGUGUGCCUUUUCUGCUUUUCCUCCGCUGUAUGCUCUUCCUGACCCAAAUCACAGCAACCGUAUCGAAAAGCAGAUUUCAGAUAUCCAAGCCAAGAGCGAGGAGAAGAAGAUGGCUGUCUUCCAACUGCAGACCGAUAUCCAGCAGAGUGGUCAACCAGCAGCUUGA